Molecule: messenger RNA, 666 nt
Organism: Cyphellophora attinorum
Lineage: Eukaryota; Fungi; Ascomycota; Eurotiomycetes; Chaetothyriales; Cyphellophoraceae
Exons: 1
Coding region: 1-666 (221 amino acids)
Source: RefSeq, a predicted model, not a curated record
AUGCCUACAUCAAUCACAUUCUCCAACACUACUAAGGGUGCUUCUGCCCAUUCGAUUUACAGUCGAUCCCAGAAGAAAUCGAAGCCAAGUCUGACCCAGACCUACUACAUGGCUCACUCUGCGCGCUCGAAGUUGUCGCGGGAAGCAGCCAAGGGUGAUCACGAUCUGAGACUCUUGGUUUUGCACGCGAAUACUCUUGACCAUCUCAUGGAGGACCUCUCAAAUGCUGAGGCCGAUCAAGAGAGAUGGUUCAACAAGACCGUUUCUUCUCCACGAGAGGAGGAGGAAGAGGAGGAGGAAUCACAUGUUGAGACGAUUGCAGAGGAGGAUGAGGAUGACUCGCAGAUCACAGCCGUCGAAGUUGACUCUGAUAUGGAGGAAGAUGACGAGACCGACGUUGAGCUCACUCUUACUCGGACACCAUCGAGACACUCCCCUCCGGCUCUCACAAUCGACUCCGACUCCGACUCGGAGGACGAGAGCAUGCCUCCAUCACCACCUCAGCCAACAUUCGAACUCACUGAACAACAACGACAAGCCAUUGCCACGACAUCAUUCUACGACCCCAAGGACGUCUCACUAUCGCCAGUCGACUCCGAAGCAUUCGAGUCAGAAGGAUUCUACCUUCCUUCAAGGCAACAACCAACUCUAAUCGCGGCGUACUAG